This is a messenger RNA of Paramecium pentaurelia, 2243 nucleotides long. NCBI's taxonomy places the organism in Eukaryota, Ciliophora, Oligohymenophorea, Peniculida, Parameciidae. The record is from the annotation of a GenBank genome assembly.
AUGAUUAAAUUAGAAGCACAUACAUUUCACAACAAAAAUGUAUCUCAACCUGCUAUGAUAUAAGAUAAAUCUCCUAUUUAUAUGGUAAGGCAAAAGAAAAUUACUUUCAGGAGAGAAUAGAUAAAUAAUGAUUCGAACUUCUUGAUUCAAGUAUAUAAAAAAAUCUAAUCCAACAGACUGAAGAUUCAUAAGAAAUAAUAGUAAUCAAGCCUGAUAAUCCAGAUUUCAUUAUGAAUGACUUCACUAAAAUAGCUAUUCAAGAGGAUAUCUCAGAUUUUUAAGCUUUGGAAUUCCACAACAGAGCUGCAAAAUUAUUAGAAUUUUAUACUUUACAUUAGUAAUUAAUUCUCAUUACAUAGAAUAUAAGUUUAAUAUACAUCUGUCCUAUUCUCUAAAAUUAAUUAUGCGAUUAUAUUGAAGAGAUAUGCAGCAUAUGAUGAAUCCUUAAGUUUAUUGUUAGAUUGUGAACAGAUUCUAAAAAUUAAGGGGAAAACUUUAAAAAAAGGGACAUUUGAUACUCUCUAAAUAGCUAGAAUGAUAUAAAAUAAACUACUUAGAUUGAGAAUAAUGUUUUAAAUUACCUUAUUAUUUUCAGAGACUAAAAGGUAAUCAUUACAAUUUUUAGAUAAGAAAUAAAUAGGCCUUAGACAUAGCUAAAGAUGCUUUAAAGGUUUUAAGAAACAUUAUUUAAUCGACAAUCAAAUUAUGUUAACAAAUAGCUCUAUUCAACAAUAUUAAUAAAAAAUAAAGAGCUAAUUCAGAAAUCAAUUCACCCAUUUAAAAAAAUUUACAAUCUCAGUCUAUUAGCUAACCUUAAUAAUAACCUUAAGCAUUGAGCUAUCCUUAGAUAGUGGAAAUAGUUUUUAAGGAAAUUUUGAAUUCUAUAAGGAGUGUUAUGCCUUAUGAUGAGAAGUAAAAUGAAAAUGGUAGUUAAAAUAAUUUGUUAGUUCGUAAUCAUUAAAAUAGAAGUUAAUCUUUAUUUUCAACAGAGUAAAUCUUUUAGACUCAAACGAAUAAUUAAUAAAAUAAACUAUUCACAAUUAUUGAAGACAAUCAUCCUAUGUUGUAAAUGCAAAUAUUAGGAUUAAUGCAGUUAACAAAUGUAGAUUUAGAGGAAUUAUUUCCUAUCAAUAGUCAUGAAAUGGUUUUGGCAGAAGAAGUAAUUUUAGAGUUGGUACUUCAUUUACUAACAUUUUUUAGAUUAUGCUAACUGGUUUAAGUUUUUAUAGUAUUUCAACCGAAUUAAGAUUUAUGAAUAAUCAACAAAAUAAAAUGAACAUAGAAAUUUGGUUAGGAAAAGCCUUGGAAAUGUUUUAUACAUUUGUUCCACAUUCAAGUUUAAUUUUCUCUUAGAUCUAUUAGGUUUAUCAAAAACUUUAUGGUGUAGAUAAGCAAUCAAUCGUAUUUUAUAUCAAUCAUUAAAUUAGCCUGAAGAUGAAGAAGUUGAAUAUCAUACUAAAUUGCUAAAACCACAUGCAUUUAAUAAUAAGGCCACACUCUCGAAUAAAGUUGUGAUUAUUGUCAAAGUCCCUAUAUUAAAUAAGUAAACAAAAGAACCAUUAAAAAAAAUGAAUCAACCCAAUUCAACAAUUACAAAACUCUAAUAAUCUUUAACAGCCAAAAAACAAAUUCUAUUUCCUUAAAAACAUUCUGUCACUUAAUAUGAAACUGAAAAAAAGGUUGAAACAUAAUAAGAAGAAAUAGAAAUUUCACCUAAACAAUAAUAACAGCUCUUUAUUAAGAAAAAUAAAAUUCUCUAACCCUAAUUAGAUAUAAAAUAGAGAGUUGAAAUUCUAAUGAAUUAAAUUUUAAAUUAAUAAGCUAAGCUCACUUAAGAAAAGUUAAAAUAAAAACACACACCAAUUACUACUCUGAAGUAGAAGUAUCAUAUUAGCAAUAAAGUUUAUGAUGAACCUAAAUUGCUAAAUCUCACAACUUCAUAAUAAUUAAAAACCGCAAUUCCUGUAAGCAGAUCAUUGUCAAACUCUCGUAAAGCAAGUUAAACCCAUCUAAAAAAUUAGAAUAACAAUAGCUCAAAGACUGCUUAAUUAAGAUAUAGAACUCAGAUCAACACUCUUCCAGGUGAUGAUUCUUCAAAAUAAAUUGCGUAAUAGAUUUCUACUUAGGUUGCUAGUUUAAAUCGGUAAACUAAUGUAUCAUUUUUAUUAUAUUAUUAGAAAUACUUCCUACUGAAACGGAGUGAUUCUGCCAAGAAAUCAAAAAUUCCAUUUCAAUAGCAUUGA